AGACGUCAUCACGCGUUGCCAGGUUGCCUGACUGGACUGGGAAGUGAGGAGGAGGAAGGUGCCGAUGGCCGGGCCAUGACCGACCGCGAGAACAACAACAGCAGUGGCGGCGGCAUCUCCGGGAACCCCUUCGCCGCCCUCUUCGGCUCCCUCGCCGACGCCGAGCUCUUCGCCCAGAGGCAGCAGCAGCGGCAGGCCUCGCAGGCCCCGCAGGCCUCCGUGGAGGAGGCCUCCGCCAGCCAGGAUGACUCCGACAACAGCGUCACUGAGAGCCUGGACGACUGCGACUACUCCUUGGCCGAGAUCAACCGCUCCUUCCGCUCCCAGCAGGAGCUCUGCGAGCAGCUCAACAUCAACCACAUGAUCCAGAGGAUCUUCCUCAUCACCCUGGACAACAGUGACCCCAGCCUGAAAAGUGGCAAUGGGAUCCCCGCCCGCUGUGUGUACUUGGAGGAAAUGGCCAAUGACCUGGAGGACCAGGACUGGCUGGACAUGGAGAAUGUGGAGCAGGCCCUCUUCAACCGACUGUUGCUUCCGGAGCCUGGAAACCAUCUCAUCAACAUGACCUCAGCCGGUAUCCAGAAUCUCUCGGCUGAAAGAGACGCAGGCGAGAAGAACAUCCUCCGCUACCUCUUUGCCUGCUUCCAGAGGGCCAAGGAGGAGAUCACCAAAGUGCCGGAGAACCUGCUGCCCUUCGCAGUGCGCUGCCGGAACCUGACCGUGUCCAACACUCGCACCGUCUUCCUCACCCCGGAGAUUUAUGUCAACCAGAAUGUCUACGAACAGCUACUGGACUUGAUGCUGGAGUCCCUGAGAGGAGCCUACUUUGAAGAGGUAACGGAGUUCCUCGAGGAAGUGAUCGAGGUCAUCAUUGCGGACGAGGAAGUGCGGACUUUUGAGGAAGUGAUGGUGCCCGUCUUUGACAUCCUCUUGGGCCGGAUCCGGGAGCUGCACCUUUGCCAGAUCCUGCUCUACUCCUACCUGGACCUGAUCCUGUACUUCACCAGGCAGAAGGAGAUCGCAGCGAUUUUUGUGGAAUACAUCCAGCCCAAGGACCCAGCCAACGGGCAGCUCUACCAGAAGACCCUCCUGGGAGCCCUCCUGAGCAUCUCCUGUUUGCUGAAGACCCCUGGGGUGGUGGAGAACCAUGGCUACUUCCUGAACCCCUCUCGGUCCAGCCCCCAGGAGAUCAAGGUCCAGGAGUCCAACAUCCACCAGUUCAUGGCUCAGUUCCAUGAGAAGAUCUACCAGAUGCUGAAGAACCUGCUGCAGCUCUCGCCUCAGACCAAGCACCGGAUCCUAUCCUGGCUGGGCAACUGCCUCCAGGCCAACGCGGGCCGCACCAAGAUCUGGGCCAACCAGAUGCCGGAGAUCUUCUUCCAGAUGUACGCCUCGGACGCCUUCUUCCUCAACCUGGGGGCCGCCCUCCUCCGGCUCUGCCAGCCCUUCUGCAAGCCCCGCUCUCCCCGGCUGCUGACGUUUGACCCCACCUACUGCGCUCUGAAGGAGUUGAACGAGGAGGAGCAGAAGAGCAGGAACGUGCACAUCCGGGGUUUGGAGAAGGAAACCUGCCUGAUCCCAUCCACAGUGGAGCCAGAGUUCGCCCCCACCUACAACCUGGUGACAGAGAACCUGGUGCUGACGCAGUAUACGCUCCACUUAGGAUUUCACAGGUUGCACGACCAGAUGAUCAAACUCAACCAGAGCCUCCACCGGCUGCAGGUGGCCUGGAGAGAGGCCCAGCAGAGCUCCAGCCCCUCGGCAGACAACCUUCGGGAGCAGUUUGAGCGCCUCAUGACCAUCUAUCUCUCCACCAAAGCGGCCAUGACGGAGCCGCAGAUGCUGCAGAACUGCCUCCACCUGCAGGUCUCCAUGGCUGUGCUCCUGGUCCAGCUGGCCAUCGGGAACCGGGGGCCAGAGCCGAUGGAGCUGACCUUCCCCCUGCCGGAUGUGAAUCACAGCGUGCUGGCCUAUGUCCCGGAGUUCUUUGCCGACAACUUGGGUGACUUCUUCAUCUUCCUGCGCCGCUUCGCUGAUGACCUCCUGGAGACUUCAGCCGACCUCCUGGAGCAAGUCCUUCAUUUUGUGACCGUUUUCACUGGAGACGUAGACAGGAUGAAGAACCCGCAUUUGCGGGCCAAGCUGGCCGAGGUGCUAGAGGCCGUCAUGCCCCACCUGGACCAGGCGCAGACCCCGCUCCUCUCCAGCGUCUUCCACCGCAAAAGGGUCUUCUGCUCCUACCCGCACGCCGCCUACCUCGCCGAGGCCCUCAUCAAGGUCUUUGUGGACAUUGAGUUCACCGGGGACCCCCACCAGUUUGAGCAGAAGUUCAACUACCGCAGGCCCAUGUACCCCAUCCUCCGGUACAUGUGGGACACCGACUCCUACCGGGAGAGUAUCAAGGCCCUGGCAGACUAUGCCUCGGAGAACCUGGAAGCUAUGAAUCCCCCGCUCUUCCUGCGCUUCCUCAACUUGCUCAUGAAUGAUGCCAUUUUCUUGCUGGAUGAGGCCAUACAGUACCUGAGCAAGAUCAAGAUCCAGCAGAUUGAGAAGGACCGGGGCGAAUGGGACAGCCUGUCCGCUGAGGCGCGGAGGGAGAAGGAGGCCAGCCUGCAGAUGUUUGGCCAGUUGGCCCGCUUCCACAACAUCAUGUCCAAUGAGACGAUCGGCACCCUGGCCUUCCUGACCUCGGAGAUCAAGUCCCUCUUUGUGCACCCCUUCCUGGCUGAGCGCAUCAUCUCCAUGCUCAACUACUUCCUCCAGCACCUGGUGGGCCCCAAAAUGGGUGCCUUGAAGGUCAAGGAUUUCAGCGAGUUUGACUUCAAGCCACAGCAGCUGGUGUCCGAUAUCUGCACUAUUUACUUAAACCUGGGAGGCGAGGAGAACUUCUGUGCCACGGUGCCCAAGGACGGGCGCUCUUAUUCCCCGACUCUCUUCGCCCAGACGGUUCGGGUCCUGAAGAAGAUCAACAAGCCCGGAAACAUGAUUGUGGCGUUCAGCAACCUGGCCGAGCAGAUCAAGUCCCUCGCUGACCGCCAGCUGCAGGAAGAGGAGACUUACGCGGACGCCUGCGACGAGUUCCUGGACCCCAUUAUGAGCACCCUCAUGACGGACCCGGUGCUGCUGCCUUCCUCCCGGGUGACCGUGGACAGGUCCACCAUCGCCCGGCACCUCCUUAGUGACCAGACGGACCCUUUCAACCGCAGCCCGCUCACCAUGGACCAGAUCAGGCCCAACACGGAGCUGAAGGAGCGCAUCCAGCAGUGGCUGGCCGAGCGGAAGAAGGAGAAGGAGCAGGCGGGAGGGGUCUUGUGACCCCUCUCUGGGGACUGUUCUGGGAUUUCGGUGAGAUCGGCGGGCAGGUGGGGUGGGGGUUUGUGCUUGGGCACCCCUUUUUGGUUUCUUGCCCCUUGGACUUUGCCACCAGCCGCCGGCUGCUCCCUCGCCCCCUUGGUUUGCCUCCUGCCCUGUUUCCGUGGCAGGGGACUUUUCCCCAGUUGGUUUCCUCCUGCGAGGCAGCCGCGACCGACCGUGGGCCGGCCUGUCUCUAUGCAAACCCAUACCUGGUGGGUGGAUGGAUGCCUGAGAAGAAGGAAGGAAGGAGCAUUGAGGGGUCCGCCACCCGCUUCCUCUUCCCCAUCCGCAGCUGCAAGAGGGGUGGCCCUGCAUCCUUCACCCCUUUCUCCCCAAAGCCUGAGCUUGAUUUCGGCCACGUGUCCCGCAAUAUCAUGCACGGGGCACCUGCUGUUGCAAGGAAUAGCCCCGGCCUGGGUCUGGGCCCGAAUGCUGCUGCUGGGGGAAGAGGCAGCCACGUGAGCCUUCCAGGCCUGCCUCCGGCCCUUACGCCAUGCCUGUUGCAUGUCCGUCCGCGUGCCACCGUGUGUGUACAGAGUGCGACGUCCACUUAGACCAAUAAAAGCGGCAGGUGCCCUGUUUCUUUGGAA
This is a messenger RNA of Anolis carolinensis (green anole), 3944 nucleotides long. It is a transcript of the gene ube4a, whose product is annotated as ubiquitination factor E4A. Gene Ontology annotation, biological process: protein polyubiquitination. Bases 76 to 3315 code for a protein of 1079 amino acids. Lineage: Eukaryota; Metazoa; Chordata; Lepidosauria; Squamata; Anolidae. The record is from RefSeq and is a predicted model, not a curated record. The transcript is spliced from 19 exons. Gene Ontology annotation, cellular component: nucleus; ubiquitin ligase complex; cytoplasm. Gene Ontology annotation, molecular function: ubiquitin-ubiquitin ligase activity.